This is a messenger RNA of Cylas formicarius (sweet potato weevil), 2421 nucleotides long. RefSeq names its product UV radiation resistance-associated protein (gene Uvrag). Gene Ontology annotation, cellular component: lytic vacuole; endosome. NCBI's taxonomy places the organism in Eukaryota, Metazoa, Arthropoda, Insecta, Coleoptera, Brentidae. Bases 140 to 2353 code for a protein of 737 amino acids. The transcript is spliced from 7 exons. Gene Ontology annotation, biological process: SNARE complex assembly. The record is from RefSeq and is a predicted model, not a curated record. Gene Ontology annotation, molecular function: SNARE binding.
GUGAUCCAUGACGCGCCUGGCCGUUCUGCGUUCCGUGCAAACGUCCGUAUAAAUGUGUCAACAAUCGCUGCGAUUCGAAGACGAUUUUUCUCGUUUCCAGCGACGAUAAUCCCGGACAUACCAAGAUCCGAGAGAUGUCAUGAAUUUUUCGGUAUGCGAGUUCUCGCUGGGCAGACAACGGUGCAGGCAAUGGGUGCCGCUGAUCACGCAGCAACUGCGGCUGAGACACGUAUACCAAAUUUUGGCGUUCAAUUUGCGAGGCGACGUCAAAGGUAGCGGCGGCUUUUACUUCACGCUGCACCGCACGUCGAUGAGCUCGCCGUUCUACGCGAGCGCCAAGGCCUCGGGCCGCCACCCCAAAUGGCCCGAGGUGGUAUCCGACGAGGCGAACAACUCGUCGGCGGCCGACGUCGUGGUGAGGGUGUGGCGGGCGUCCAAGACGGGCGACGAUGCCGUGGUGCUCGCGUGGGGCGUCAAUUUUUCGGGUCUCGCGUAUUUGGGCAACAAAAUCGCGGACCUGCAACCCGCCUACUUCCGCGACGACACUGUGAUAUUUUUUAUGCGCGGCGGUUACUUUACCAGCCACCUUUACUUGCGGAACGAUCCGACGUCGAAGCCGACGCCACCCCGACUGACCAAAAACCUGAACUUGAUCGACAACGGGCGGGGUAAACUGUUGUACAGGCGGGUGGCGACCAAGAAUCGCGCGGCCGAGACGUUGCCUAGCUACGGCUCCGAGAAGCUGCGCAAGCUGAUCGAACUGCAGGCGAAGAUACGCGAACGGGCGGCGGAUGUGCGGGAGGUGAAGGAAAAAAUUAAAAACUGCAGUCAGAAGUCGGCGGCGGAUCAGGCAGGCGAGUUGACGGGCGUCAGGUUCGCGUCUCAACUGCUGACGAUGAACACGCUGAACAAGAUGCUGCGCGAGAAGCCGACCCAGAGUCAGCGCGACGAGAUGACGCGCGUCAGCAAGGAAAUCGAGGUGGCCAAGUUCAAGAUACGCAUGCUGACCCAGGAGCGCGACAGAAAGUGCGCCUACUUGCGCAAACUGAGAGCGAUGGAGGAGAAGAUGACCGAGGAGAACGAAGAACGAAGUUCCGACCUGAUGGCCCGCUACCACACGCUGAGCAGGGACGGGGAGAAACUGAAAGAGUACAAAAAGAGCCUGCUGCACCACAGGGAAGUGUACGAGCACAUCAGUUCGCAGCUGCACCACAGGCAGGCGCAGUUGCUGCGCAUGCUGCUCGCCAUCUACCCGAUACGUCAAAACGCCGACGGGAAGUAUACGAUUCACGGCGUCCACCUGCCCAACUCGGACGUCUUGGCGGAAUGCUCGGAUACGGGGCUGUCAGUCGCCCUCGGUUUCGUCACCCACACCCUGGUGAUGUGCUCAAUAUUCCUGCAGGUGCCGCUGCGGUACCCGAUGGUCCAUAUGGGGUCCAUGUCUAUCAUCACGGACCAAACGUCACCCCUGUUUCCCGACAACGAGCGGCAGUUCCCGUUGUUCACCAAGGGCAAAGAAAAGGUGCAUUUCGGCUACGCGGUGUACUUGCUGAACAAAAAUCUGGCCCAGUUCCGUUGGUUGACGUAUCUCCACACCCCCGACCUGCGCGCCACCUUACCGAACUUGCUGCAGUUUUUGCAGUCGGGCAGGUACUCGAGGUCCGACACCCCGGUGCUCAGCAGUCUGGAAAACGUGGCCGCGGCUGACCGAUCGUCCCUCGACAAAUGGGUUAGUUUGACCUCUAUCGGUACUUCGAUGAGCUCUAGUGUUAACGAUCCUAUUCUAGAAAGUGUGAGGCGCGAGAUAAAAUCGCAAAACGCGGCGCUCAAGGCGCCCCACAAACGACCGAAACAGGGCGGCAGAGGUCUUGGCGAGAUACUCGCCAUACCCGAGGCGUAUUUGAACCGGCAAAUCAGCAGGGACCUGUUUGAGCGGUUCGUCAGCUCGAGGGACUUCGCCCCGAACGCAGGCGUACGCGACGAAGGCAACGUGGCUAUUAAAAUAAAGGAAGGCACCGAGGAGAGAGAAGAGACGACGGAUCCGAUGAACGUGGAGCAAGGCACCGACACUUUGGACCCGUCGUUCAAUUUCGCGACCAAAUCGAUCGAUAUACAUUCCGGCCGGCAAACCAACCAGAGGCGGCGGCUUAGUCGUUCUAUGGGCUCCUACACGGACGAGGAGAGCGAUGACGGUCUUUCGAAGAGCCUUUUGGGGCUCGGCUCCGACCCGGCCAUCUACGAGCCGUUAGGGCAGUGCCUCGAGUCGCCGCCGUGGGGCCCGUUGACCGAGCGCACCGACAAACUGUUGUUGGUGACGCCAUUCAAUUUGGUCAAAUCGAAACCGACCAAUUAAAUAUACCGUGGUGGACGCGUUUAUUUAUUUCAAAUUUAUAAUAAUGCUAGCGCAAAUAAAGUAAGUUC